This is a messenger RNA of Monascus purpureus, 588 nucleotides long. NCBI's taxonomy places the organism in Eukaryota, Fungi, Ascomycota, Eurotiomycetes, Eurotiales, Aspergillaceae. The record is from the annotation of a GenBank genome assembly.
AUGGCUCGGCUGCACGAAACUGACUCUGAGCUGGGCGAUUCCUACCUGGAACACGCCGAGGAGAUGUUCCGUAGGGAGAAAAGCAAGGUUAAGCAUGAGCUGGAACGCGAGUUGAAGUUCCAGCUUAAUAUGUUUGAUGUCUACAACAACGGACAUCAUGCCUGCAACAUGCACUGGGCUCAGCCGGGCAUCAAAGUUGUCUGUGAAGUUCCCCGUCGUCGUCGCAACAGGACUCGCCGCCGCCGUAACAGGAACAAGAAGAACCAAGCCGACUGUCCCAGCGAGAAUGCGUUUGAUUACAUCUACUCCGACAUCAGCGAUGACGAUUUCGAGUUCGAGGUCGAGGCCUACGAGCGCAAACGCGAAUACCGCGGAUCGCCCUAUCUCCAGCUGUGUUGCAUGCUUUUUGUCGCCAUUGUGGGUGUUGCAUGUGUUUCAUGUGUGCUCACUCACCUGGACACCCUCUUCGUCGAGCUUCGUCUUGCCAUUGCCGCUUCGUUCAUGAUCUUUCUCGGCCUGUCCUGUGUCUGGGUGACGUAUCUGCUGGGAAAGACUGUCGGCUACUUUGUGAGGUCCUGUAGGUUGUAA